Messenger RNA from Sciurus carolinensis (gray squirrel), 5285 nucleotides. RefSeq names its product Ras and Rab interactor 1 (gene Rin1). Gene Ontology annotation, molecular function: small GTPase binding; guanyl-nucleotide exchange factor activity. The transcript is spliced from 10 exons. NCBI's taxonomy places the organism in Eukaryota, Metazoa, Chordata, Mammalia, Rodentia, Sciuridae. The record is from RefSeq and is a predicted model, not a curated record. Gene Ontology annotation, biological process: vesicle-mediated transport; signal transduction. Bases 691 to 3033 code for a protein of 780 amino acids. Gene Ontology annotation, cellular component: cytosol; endocytic vesicle.
ACCUGCCCCAGUUGCUUGGCAGAUUGGCAAGGCAGGCUGGCAGGGCCUGUGCGUGGGAGGCAGCCGGCGGCAGCGCCAUGUGCUGACGACCUCACAGCCACACUCCCCCUGGUUAGCACUGAGUGUCAGAACCACCCCCAGAACCUCAGUUAAGCAAAGGGGUUAGUUUCCAUGGAGACACAGCAUCCUUUCUCCAUGGCAACCUGAAAUCCCAAAACCCAAGUUAGACUCAGAAAUGAGUCAUCUGUGACCAGUAGGGGGUGCUCUCCCACAAGGCUGACCCACAAGGCAGGGACAGAUGAGCAACUGACCACAGACUUAAGGUGACCCAAGGGCGAGGCUUGCGCCUGUGGGGACAGAGCCGGCUCUUCUUAACCCCUCCCCACCCAGCCUCAUGGUGUGAGGAGGCUGGCAGGCUGCAGGAAGCACGGUGCGGAGGUGGCGCCCUGCAGCUGGGGCCCCCAGAGUGACACUGACAUGGAAGGGAUCCCUGCCCCUUGAACCUGGGACUAGCACAGAGAGGAAGCUGUCAUUGGCCAGGCGGAGUGGACACACAAGAGUUAACGGGCGGGGUGUGACAGGGCGAACCGCCCUCAGGAAGUGUUACUCACCACCGGGAAUGUGCGCGCCUGUGCCUUGGGGGCUGGAUUCUCUUCCUGAGUCUGAGAGAAACCAAAGGAGCUCCCAGCCAUGGAAGACUCCAGGGAACCAGGAACACACCCUCCCAGAGCCCCCUGCCUGAGCUUUCCUCCGGAACACCUGGAGAGAGAAAAGCCAGCCCAGGACCCUCAAUAUGACACACCAGACGCCAGCCGGGGGCGGACAGGUGGGCCCCAGCAACCGGCGCGCACUGUGAGCCUGCGGGAGCGCCUGCUGCUCACCCGGCCUGUGUGGCUUCAGCUGCGGGCCAAUGCAGCAGCCGCACUGCAUGUGCUGAGGACCGAGCCCCCAGGGACGUUCCUGGUGCGGAAAUCGAACACUCGCCAGUGCCAGACCCUGUGCGUGCGGCUACCAGAAGCCAGUGGUCCCUCUUUCGUCUCCAGCCACUACAUCCAGGAAAGUUCUGAUGGCGUCUCCUUGGAGGGCUCAGCCCUCGUGUUCCCCGACCUUGUCCAGCUCAUCUGCGCUUACUGCCACACCCAAGACGUCCUUCUUCUCCCGCUGCGGCUCCCCAGAGCCAUCCACCAGGCAGCCACCCACAAGGAGCUGGAGGCUAUCUCCCAUCUGGGCAUUGAGUUCUGGAGCUCCUCUCUCAACACCAAGGCUCAGUGGGGCCCAUCCGAAGGCCCAUCUCUGCCCCGGCUGAAGGCCCGAUCCCCUCAGGAGCUGGACCAGGGCACUGGUGCUGCCCUCUGCUUCUUCAAUCCCCUGUUCCCCGGGGACCUGGGCCCCACCAAGCGAGAGAAAUUCAAGAGGAGCUUCAAAGUGCGUGUGUCCACGGAGACCUCCAGCCCCCUGUCUCCACCUGCUGUGCCACCUCCCCCAGUCCCUGUGUUGCCAGGGGCGGCCCCCAGUCACCCAGAAAGGCUGCCCCCUGGUCAGCUGCUGAGAAGGGAGAGCUCAGUGGGGUACCGUGUGCCUGGGGGCACCAGCCACGUCCUCCCACUCCUGCCCUCCCUCCGGGAGGUGGACUGUGGCUCUCCCAGCAGCUCUGAGGAAGAGGGGCCAGCAGGGUCCCAGGGGAUCCCCAGGACAUCCCCUGGCCUUGGCCGCCGCCGGCCUCUGCUCCGGUCCAUGAGCACUGCCUUCUGCUCCCUGCUGGCUCCUGAGCGGCAGGUGGGCCGAGCAGCUGCAGCAUUGAUGCAGGACAGACACACGGCUGUGGGCCAGUUGGUGCAGGACCUACUGACCCAGGUGCGGGCCAGCCCUGAGCCCCAGGAACUGCAGGGCAUCCGCCAGGCACUGAGCCGGGCCCGGGCCAUGCUGAGCACAGAGCUGGGCCCUGAGAAGCUGCUACCACCAGAGAGGCUGGAACACGUCCUGGAGAAGUCGCUGCAUCGCUCAGUUCUCAAGCCUCUCCGGCCCAUCCUGGCAGCCCGCCUGCGGCUCCGGCUUUCUGCAGAUGGCUCCCUUAGCCGCCUGGCUGAGGGCCUCCGCCUGGCCCGAGCCCAAGGCCCUGGAGCCUUCGGGUCCCACCUAAGCCUGCCCUCCCCUGCGGAGACCGAGCAGGUGCGCCAGAAGCUCCUGCAGCUUCUCCGCUCCUACUCGCCUAGGGCCCAGGUCCAGCGGCUCUUGCAGGCCUGCAAGCUGCUCUACACAGCCCUGAGGACCCAAGCAGGGGAGGGUGCAGGUGCAGAUGAGUUCCUGCCACUGUUGAGCCUUGUCUUGGCCCAGUGUGACCUUCCUGAUCUCCUGCUGGAAGCUGAAUACAUGUCGGAGCUGCUGGAGCCAGCUCUGCUCACUGGAGAGGGUGGCUACUACCUUACCAGCCUGUCGGCCAGCCUGGCCUUGCUGAGCAGCCUGGGCCAGGCCCACAGCCUCCCCCUCAACCCCUCCCAAGAGCUGCAGCGUUCCCUGAGCCUCUGGGAGCAGCGCCGCCUGCCUGCCACCCUCCAGCACCUCCUUCGAGUAGCCUACCAGGAUCCCAGCAGCGGUUGCACCUCCAAGACUCUAGCUGUGCCUCCUGGGGCCUCAGUCGCCACUCUGAAUGAACUCUGUGCCACCAAGUUCCGAGUGAGCCAGCCGGAUGCUUUUGGCCUAUUCCUAUACAAGGAGCAGAACUACCACCGCCUGCAGCCCGGAGCCCUGGCCCACAGGCUUCCCACAGACGGCUAUCUGGUCUACCGCCGGGAGCGACCUGGGACCCCAGGGGCUGCAGCAGAGGGAGCAGGCAGUGAGCAGCCAGAGUCAGGGAGCCAGGAGGAGGAGAAAGGGGGCCAGGGAGAUGGAGUUGCAGAGGCCAAAGCCAGCCCCGGGGACAGUGUGGGAGAGUCUGAGACAACUGCUGAGCAGGGAGAGGGUCAGGUUGGGGGGGACCUUGUGCAUUCAGGAGAGCCAGAGGCUGCAGGAGCCAGGCAGCAGAGGAGUAGCUAGAAGGGGUCGGGAUCAUCACCGGGGCAGAAGCCUCUGAGCUUGUGGGGAAGGUCUUCAGAACCGUCAGCCCCACACACCAAGGCCACAGCCUUCUGGGCCACCCCACCCAGCCCUCUCUGGUGUCUGCCACCACCUCUGACUGGCACUUACCUCUGUGAGCUUACCUGCCAGAGAGCUGGGAGACUGGCCACAUCUGAGUGACUAGAGUAAAGUUGAGGAGGUUCUUGCUUCUUGUUCUUCUCCCCAGCCUACAAGGGCAAGUGUGCCCCACAGGAAACAGAUCCAUCUGAUGCCCACGUGGUACGUGGGCGGUUUCCUUUCUCCUUUUGUGCUCCCCAUGGGCACAGGCAGGGCUGCUAUGGACUUUGGGACCCUGAAAAGUUCCACCCAUGCCUGGUGUGGGAAGGAUUGAGGGAGGCAGCAGAGGUCCCCCAGAGGACCGGCUUCCCCCGUCUCAGCAUCCUCAUCUGCAAAGUGGGUACACUCUUGCUAUCCUGCCCUUCUCCCAGGGGUCCCGAAUGGAUGAUUUUGCUGCAAAGCAGAGCUCUUAUCAGGGGAAAGGAGGUGGGCAUUAGCAGCCCUAACCGCUCUCACUCAGGCACCUGCUCCCUCUCAGGCAGGACCCUCCCCUGCACAGGUGUUAGGUCCCAGGGAGAAAGUACCCUUGUUUUAAUCGUUUCCCAAAAUUGGAAGUCCUCCGAGAACUCUGGCGUCCCCAGGGAAUUUUCGUGGGAGAUAAUGCCCACCAGUGGCCCAUGAGCUUCCAGGAUGGGAAGGGGACUUAGAAAUCAUUUACUCUGCAUCAAAUCUUUUGGUCCUCACAAAAACUCUAUGAGCAGGCAGGCUAUGUCCUCCUCGACCCCACCCAGGUGUGGGAAGGCAACUCGCAAGACAUCACACAGCAAAUCAGCCCCGAAGGCCAAGGCAGCCCAAAGAGAAACCCAGAACAGGCUGCGCACGUAAGCAAAGAAAAUUGCUGAUCACCAACCACCAGGGGGCGUGCACAACCCAGAGAGCUGCCGAGAGCCACAGGACGGUCUGAGGGCCUAGGGCAAGAAGCAAUUUCUGCCUCACCCCUGUCGCUGUGGGACAGCCUGGGGACAGCACAGGACCUGAAGCUACUGGCCCUCAGGUCCCUCAGAGUUGGGUCUGGGUGAGGCCAGCCUCUCACUGGCCAUUGCUCAGGAAAGUAUUGUCCCCGGAUGGAGGAGAGCCCCAAUGAGCCUCAGAGACAACCCCCAAGGUGCUGAGUAAAGGGACGUUAGCCUACAUGUCAGACGUGACAACUGGGAAAUAAAAAUUGUGGACAUUGGCUUUCAGAUGACCCAGAUGUAGCUCAGGUGCAGGGCUCCCAACAUUCCUCACUAGGUCCCAGAAGUGCUUCCCACUUGCACCCCCCCACCCAGCUACUUGCUAGUAGGGAGUCUCCUUUAUUCUGCUGUAUGUCUUCCCCGUACUCCACCUCUGGCCCCAGAGCCUUAUAGUGCUGAGCACCCCACAGGUGCUCAAUAAAUGUCAUCCCCUGAUUGAAGUUUGAAACUAGGAGUGAGGGACCCUGGGGAUACUGGAGGGGAGGUUCUGGGAACUGAACACAAGAUGCAUCAAGCUCUGUCCCAAAGAAGGGACCUGGAAUGUCUGCAUGGAUGCUAGAGAGCCUAUGGGGCCAGAGGUGGAGCGGGUCUAAGGAACAGUCAGAGGCUUCUGGGCCCCUGACUCGAACGUUUGCAAGCCCUUUCCAUGUUCGGUCCCAGUUCCUGGCCUGGAAUUCCGCAUGCCUCGAGCAGUGCCUCAUGGGGGCACCGCCGAGUCUGCCUGCUUCCUGGCACUUUUGGUUCUCCCAUUGCUCAGGGGUCCAGGCUACAUCAGCAUGACCAAGGUGACGAUAAAGGGGCAGGGGCUUCAGGCAGGGCAGGAGACGGGAGGCCAGUCUAGGAUAGAGUCAUCCCCAUUUUUCAGAUGAGGAAACGGGUUAACUCGAGGCAUCUGGCUCAUUACAAGACAAAGGACUCCAACGCAGAAAGACUAAUUUACUCAACAAUAAUAUAUUGUGUCCCCUGUAGACCAAACACCAAGCACCACAGCCCCAGCCACAAGGAGGCGGGUGAAACCUUCCUCAUGCUGUGAUCUGGGAGGAGGCUAAACCCCACUGCAUUCUAGGGGGUUCUGCACGGCCCCUGCCACCACCCUCGUCCUUACAGAAGAGGAAGCCAAGUCUCUGAGGUCAUGCGCUUUGUCCAGUGUCCACUGCUACA